Molecule: messenger RNA, 309 nt
Organism: Vitis vinifera (wine grape)
Lineage: Eukaryota; Viridiplantae; Streptophyta; Magnoliopsida; Vitales; Vitaceae
Product: protein ZW2-like
Exons: 1
Coding region: 1-309 (102 amino acids)
Biological process (GO): DNA-templated transcription
Molecular function (GO): sequence-specific DNA binding
Source: RefSeq, a predicted model, not a curated record
AUGCCUCUAGCGAACAACAACCCUAACCCAAACCCUGAGCCAUUUGAGAGGUUCUUUCGAGGAUGGCUGGUCAGGCAAGAGGAAGUCCGCCGGCUACUCCACCAAGCAAAUGAGUUCCACUGCAACCAGGCAAGAGAAGGCGAUGAAGCGAGGCUGCAAGAGCUGAUAGGGAGAGUGCUGGCGCACUACGCGGAGUACUACGAAGCCAAGCAGAGAGUGGUGCGAGAGGACGUGCUGAUCUUGUUCGGACCGCCAUGGCUCACUCCCUUCGAGCGAAGCCUCCUCUGGAUUGGUGGGUUGGGGUUCUAA